Molecule: messenger RNA, 474 nt
Organism: Zasmidium cellare ATCC 36951
Lineage: Eukaryota; Fungi; Ascomycota; Dothideomycetes; Mycosphaerellales; Mycosphaerellaceae
Exons: 1
Coding region: 1-474 (157 amino acids)
Cellular component (GO): membrane
Source: RefSeq, a predicted model, not a curated record
AUGGCGACCAUCUCCUUCAACAUCCCGAUCCUCUCGAUCCCCGCCUACUACCUCCUCGCCGUCUUUCCCCAUGGCUGGGCAAUCUCUCGCGCCAACAAGGGCGACAUGAUGAAGCACGACAACCGCAACCCCAAGGGCACCUCCUACCACGAAUCCUUGAAGAAGCGACUCACCGCUAAAGAAUUCGCCGCUUUCGAACGCGCCGAAUCCUGCCACCGGAACCACCUCGAAAACAUGCCGUUGUACAUCGCAACGAUCUUUGCAGGGAUGCUGGCCGAGCAAAGAGCUGGGGAAAGCGAGCUGGGCUUGAUCAACUUUGUCGUGGGCUGGAUGCUCAUUCGGGUGUUGUACACGGCGAACUACUUGGCGUCGGAGUCUAUCACAUGGUCAUAUCUGAGGAGUUUGUUGUACUUUGCUGGGACUGGUUGGAGCUUCUUGAUUUUGUACAGGUCUGCGCUGGUGUUGGGUAACUGA